Messenger RNA from Talpa occidentalis (Iberian mole), 2200 nucleotides. RefSeq names its product pleckstrin homology and FYVE domain containing 2 (gene PLEKHF2). Gene Ontology annotation, molecular function: metal ion binding; phosphatidylinositol binding. Lineage: Eukaryota; Metazoa; Chordata; Mammalia; Eulipotyphla; Talpidae. The transcript is spliced from 3 exons. Bases 683 to 1432 code for a protein of 249 amino acids. The record is from RefSeq and is a predicted model, not a curated record.
AGUUGUGGGGCGUGAGGACUGAGGUCCCCGGCGUGACCGAGGGCUUCUGAGGACCCCAACAUCUUUCGAGCCCCAAAGUUUGCAGGGGCGAGGCAUGGGGAUAGGGUCACUCGCACAGUGUGUUUUUAUGUGAUUUGGGGCAAAAAAAAAUGACUCCGUAGAUUGGUUCCGGGAAACAUGGGUUAUUUGGACUCGUUGAAAGUUGUAUGGGCUGUUGCCGAGUUUAUUUCUUCUUUGAAAAGUGUUACUGAGGGCCAGGAAACCGCGACUCCCGGGGCUUGAGCACGCUCGUGUGUGCUGCGUGCCUUGCAGGAGCGUGUGUUUUUGGUGGAAAUGAGGGAGUAGUGAGGACACCGGCCACUGAGCUGUCCUCUGUCAUGCAUGGACUCACACCGUGUGUAAGUUGACAGAUACUCCCUUUGUUGUGUUUUAGUGCGGUGCUGAAGAGACUCAUUAAAGAAAGAUUUAGACAAGAACGUUGACUGGGAGACUUUUGAGGCAUGUGCUGUUCUCUUAAGAAGAAGGUUGCACUGCAGACUGGAGGAGACAGAUUUCACUCUGUAAGAGUGAAGCUAAAAGGUACAUGGAAUAUGAAGAACACAGAGGAAGGUUUUUAGUCUGAUAGAAUGUAAGUAAGGCUUCCUGGAGUAUGAGGACUGAGUCUUGAAAGGCUUAACAAAAGAUGGUGGAUCGCUUGGCAAACAGUGAAGCAAAUACUAGGCGCAUAAAUAUAGUGGAAAAUUGUUUUGGAGCAGCUGGUCAACCCUUGACUAUACCUGGACGGGUUCUUAUUGGAGAAGGAGUAUUGACUAAAUUGUGUAGGAAAAAGCCCAAAGCAAGGCAGUUUUUCUUAUUUAAUGAUAUUCUUGUAUAUGGUAAUAUUGUCAUCCAGAAGAAAAAAUACAAUAAACAACAUAUUAUUCCCUUGGAAAAUGUCACUAUUGAUUCCAUCAAAGAUGAGGGAGACUUGAGGAAUGGAUGGCUUAUUAAGACACCAACCAAAUCCUUUGCAGUUUAUGCUGCUACUGCCACAGAGAAGUCAGAAUGGAUGAAUCACAUCAAUAAAUGUGUUACUGAUUUACUCUCCAAAAGUGGGAAGACACCUAGUAAUGAACAUGCUGCUGUCUGGGUUCCUGACUCUGAGGCAACUGUGUGCAUGCGUUGUCAGAAAGCAAAAUUCACACCUGUUAAUCGUCGCCACCAUUGCCGCAAAUGUGGUUUUGUUGUCUGUGGGCCCUGCUCUGAAAAGAGGUUUCUUCUUCCCAACCAGUCCUCUAAGCCUGUGCGGAUUUGUGACUUCUGCUACGACCUGCUUUCUACUGGAGACCUGGCCACAUGCCAGCCUGCGCGGUCAGACUCUUACAGCCAGUCGCUGAAGUCGCCUUUAAAUGAUGUAUCUGAUGAUGAUGAUGAUGAUGAUAGCAGUGACUGAGGAUAUGUUUUCAAAUAUUUAAUUGGGUGUAACUAUUUGAGAAAUCAGCUUUGGGGAGAAUGUAAAAUUUUGAGCUCUCAGUUUUGCUCUAGCCAUGAAUUUGCCUGAGAAACUUUUAACCUAUGUGCCUCAGUAUAUUCUGUAGAAAAUAGGCCCUGUUGUCACUCCCCUCUCUCCCGCCUCUCCAUUUUCUCCAGUGAUAGACUUGCAAAUGUAGCAGAUAAAUUUUUGGUUUCUUUUGUUUAAUUCUAGAUAAUAUUUUGGAAGAUUGGGGAAAUUAUAUUUUGGAAGGUUAACAAGUCAUGUACUUCAUUGUUAUAUGUUCUGUUACGUGGAAAAACAAAAAGCAAACAAUGAUGAAAAAAGAAGUAAAAUGUAGUUAGUAAAAUUAUUAGCAUUUUCCUGACCAUCCUCUCCAAAGGGUAAGACACCAGUAAAAAAAAAAUACAAAAUUUGGAAAUACUUUGGCUUUUUUGUAUACCAAGUGGUGCCUUAUAUUAGCACUGUUUUGUAAAAUGGUCCCCUGCCUUCUCACUUUUUCACUUGUUUUAAUAAUACACUGGUGCUCUCUGAGGUGAUGAGUGUUUAUGAAUGGGUGUAAUUAGAAAAUACUCCUCAUCUGACAGCUACAAAUAAUUAAAUUUAGAGAUUCUUCAUUCUAUAUGAAUAUUUUUCCAUAAAAUAGCUGUGAUUAUAUUUUUACAUUUUGUAGGUACCAAAUUAUAAUUGUCAAGUAUAUAUUUUAAAUUAAUAAGGUGUCAUUCUUAG